Messenger RNA from Myotis daubentonii (Daubenton's bat), 2348 nucleotides. RefSeq names its product alpha and gamma adaptin binding protein (gene AAGAB). NCBI's taxonomy places the organism in Eukaryota, Metazoa, Chordata, Mammalia, Chiroptera, Vespertilionidae. The record is from RefSeq and is a predicted model, not a curated record.
GUCGCGUCCCCCCCACGCGCCGGCGGCCGUGGUGCAGCCCAAGGCGGAAGCGGCUGCUGGACACACCGGGCUCCCGAGUGCAGCUAUGGCUGCGGGUGUCCCCUGUGCGCUUGUCACCAGCUGCUCCUCCACCUUCACUGGAGACCGGCUGGUCCAACACAUCCUUGGAACAGAAGAUCUUCUUGUGGAAGCCACUGCCAAUGAUGCUGUGAGAUUUUAUCCUUGGACCAUUGAUAAUAAGUACUAUUCAGCCGACAUCAAUCUAUGUGUAGUGCCGAACAAGUUUCUUGUCACUGCAGAGAUUGCAGAGUCUGUCCAAGCAUUUGUGGUUUACUUUGACAGCACACAAAAAUCUGGUCUUGAUAGUGUCUCCUCAUGGCUUCCCCUGGCAGAAGCAUGGUUACCUGAGGUGAUGAUCUUGGUCUGCGAUAGAGUGUCUGAGAAUGGUGUAAACCGACAAAAAGCUCAAGAAUGGUGUAUAAAACAUGGCUUUGAACUGGUAGAACUUAGUCCGGAAGAGUUACCUGAGGAGGAUGGAAAGGUGUGCACGGAGUGGUGUCAUCCCCACUUUGCUGUGAUAAAGCAUGACUUCCCAGAAUCUACAGGAGUAAAGCGAAUUGUUCAAGCCUUGAAUGCCAAUGUCUGGUCCAAUGUAGUGAUGAAGAAUGAUAGGAACCAAGGCUUUGGCCUUCUCAGUUCAUUGGCUGGAGCAAACCAUAGCAUUGGAUCAGCAGACCCUUGUCACUCAGAGCAGCCCCGUUUGCCAGCAGCAGAUAGGACUGAAUCCCUCCUGGAUCGUCGGAGUGGUGCAGCUAAUACAGCAGAUGCUCAGGUCGAUAGCAUUGUGGAUCCUAUGUUAGAUAUGGAUAUUCAAGAAUUAGCCAGUCUUACUACGGGCGGAGGAGAUUUGGAGAAUUUUGAAAGACUGUUUUCAAAGUUAAAGGAAAUGAAAGACAAGGCUGCGACGCUUCCUCACGAGCAGAGAAAGUUGCAUGCAGAAAAGGUUGCCAAAGCCUUCUGGAUGGCAAUUGGGGGAGACAGAGAUGAAAUCGAAGGCCUUUCAUCUGAUGAAGAACACUAAAUUACUCCUACUAGGGUUUGACUAACAAAGAUGCUAACUCGCACUACCUGAGAUACUUUCCUGUCAACCCCAUUACGUUUUGCUGAACUUUCCAUCAUCCUGUUGGCUGCCAGAUUUGUUCAUAGGAUCCUCUUAAUUUUAGUUUUUAGUAGAGGGUUAAGGAGAAAGUAUUUCUCCCUCAGGAUAUUGUAAAGGAGUGAGGAGUAUAAUGAUAGUAAGGACUGAUAAUUUUUCAGAUAUGCUUUUUUGUUCUAGGAAUGGAAGGGAAUGAGAGGCUCAGAGGUUGUGUGUGAUUUGCCCAAGUUAAAGAAGAAGCCACUCUUAGUCAGCUUUGCUGGUGCAUGCCCUGUGGUCACACUUGAUGACGCAGAUCAGGAGCUUGUGCCGCCUUUCCUGGGUGUUCUGGAUCUUCUGCUUCUGAGGAGCUUGCUGCUCUGAGCUUCGAUGCUUUUGCAUCAAAAGAAAGGAAGCAGCUGCGGAUUCAAUUUGUGCUGUAGUAUAGGUUGGGGCCAGUGGCAGUGGCCCUCAGGUUAAUAUCUAGCUAAAAAGUUGCUCUGGGCAUUUCAAUUAAAGUAUAGUGUCUGAGAAAUUCUAGAAAGUAUUGAGGAGCCAGUGUAACAUUUUAGACUAUAAUAAAUGAGGCAAAGGUUUCCUACUCUGGUAGGGAUAAGACAGAUCCCUUUACAAAGUUGGGGGGUGAGGGGAGUGGGUGCGGUUGCAUGUGUGUAAGAGACAGAGAGGAACUUAAGUAAUUCCCUAUAAUGGGCCGUUGAAACAGACUGUGAUCACAUACGGAAGUUUUGGCAUUGCCUUUAUCAUGAAUAAACUCUUCUUCCUUAGAGUUUUCUUGAGAUGUCAGAGCUGUGUUGUCACACUUUACACCCUCCUCUCUGAAAGACCACUGCCUAAUAGUAAUACUAAGGAGUGAUUAAGGUAAAAAAGGAUGUGAAAAUAUUAGGCAGUGAGUCCCUGAGUACCUUGUGUUACUUCCUGGGCUGAGUGGGUCAGCCCCUGGGGAACUUAUCACCAAAAGGAAAGUUUCCAAAGGAAGAGUUGGAGAUGACUGGAUCAGCCAUUCAUUAGGAAUAUAAGGAAAGUUAGCUCCUUGCUGCAAAAUAAAAGGUGGAACAUGUUUUUCUUAAAAUAUGAGAGGUUUUAGAAAAUACAUUAGGAUCAUUGGUUAGAGAAAACAGACUAAAAAAAAGCUGUGAACUUGAUUUUGUGGCUUAAACCAAGCCAGAUGAUUAAAAUGUGAUUUGCAUAUAAA